AUGUUCCCUCCCCACCCAGACCCCCACCCCAUCCCCACUGUCAACGUGACAGGUGCAGCACUGGGCUCAGAGUGCAGCCCGGGCUCUCCAGACACCGUGCACCUCCUGAUCUUCCUCGAGCUGCUGCUGCUGCGGACUGUCCGGGAGAACGUGUCCAGUACCCACUUCCUGCUGCUCCUGCCAGCUGCAGUGGCCGAGGCUCUUGAUGCUGCCUUCAUGCAAGUGCCGGGGGCGGCCCCAAGAAGAAACGCCUCGUCCAUCGCCUACGUCUUCCUGCUGGGCUUCGGGGACCUUGCGGAGGCGGGAGUGGGCCUGUUUGCCCUGUUCCUGGGCCUGUACGUGGUCACUCUGCUGGGGAACCUGGUGCUGAUGCUGGCCGUGAGGGCCAGCCCCCGCCUGCACACCCCCAUGUACACCUUCCUGUGCCACCUGUCCUGCGUGGACGUGGCCUACACCAGCAGCAUCGUGCCCCUGCUGCUGCGGGAGCUGCUGGCCGGGGGGGCCGCCGUGUCCUGGGCUGCCUGCGUGGCACAGCUGUACGUGGUGGGCGCCCUGCUGACCGCUGAGUGCUUCCUGCUGGCAGCCAUGUCCUACGACCGCUACCUGGCCAUCUGCCGGCCGCUCAGGUACCCCGUGCUCAUGGACAGCAGGGCCUGCGCCCGGCUGGCCCUGGGUGCCUGGGCGGGCGGCUUCCUCUUCCUGGGCGCCAUGCUGGCCCCGCUGGCCGCCCUCACCUUCUGCGGCCCCCACCUCAUCAACCACUUCUUCUGCGACUACUUCCCGGUGGUGAGGCUCUCAUGCUCUGACACGGCGGCGCUGGAGAAGGCGGCCCUGGCCUCCUCUGUCCUCUCGCUGUCCCCUUUCUGCUGGACCCUGCUGUCCUACGGCUGCAUCCUGGCCUCCAUCCUUAGGAUCUCGUCCUCGGCCGGGAGGCAGCGUGCCUUCUCCACCUGCUCGUCCCACCUGAUCGUGGUCAGCGUGUUCUACGGCACCCUCAUGGCGGUGUACAUGACGCCGCCCUCGGAGACCACCCUCAGCCUCAACAAGGUCUUCUCGCUGCUCUACACGGUGCUCACACCCCUCCUCAACCCCCUGGUCUACAGCCUGAGGAACAGGGACGUGCAGGCCGCCCUCAGGAGGGGCGCCCAGCUCCACUGCCUGGGCCGGCCCGGAGACUAG
Molecule: messenger RNA, 1179 nt
Organism: Sorex araneus (European shrew)
Lineage: Eukaryota; Metazoa; Chordata; Mammalia; Eulipotyphla; Soricidae
Product: olfactory receptor 472-like
Exons: 4
Coding region: 1-1179 (392 amino acids)
Biological process (GO): G protein-coupled receptor signaling pathway
Cellular component (GO): membrane
Molecular function (GO): olfactory receptor activity; G protein-coupled receptor activity
Source: RefSeq, a predicted model, not a curated record